GAGCCAAUCAAGGCCAGGUGGGAAAUCUUCGAUAAGCAUGACGAAGUUUUGAUAGGGGAAUUACACGAGUACCCGGACAACGAUGACGAUGCUCUAACUAGUUGGCCCAUAAGAGCAAAGUUAUGGGAUCAAUGGAAUGGUGGUAGAAUCUGGAGAGAAGUUCGUUGCCAAGACCAGAAGGCUAGCUGUAUGAUCCUUAUUGAUGUAGACUCGUAUCCGUAA
Molecule: messenger RNA, 222 nt
Organism: Acaulospora colombiana
Lineage: Eukaryota; Fungi; Glomeromycota; Glomeromycetes; Diversisporales; Acaulosporaceae
Source: the annotation of a GenBank genome assembly